Messenger RNA from Triplophysa rosa, 1480 nucleotides. Its product is annotated as embryonic polyadenylate-binding protein A-like. Gene Ontology annotation, cellular component: cytosol. The transcript is spliced from 10 exons. NCBI's taxonomy places the organism in Eukaryota, Metazoa, Chordata, Actinopteri, Cypriniformes, Nemacheilidae. Gene Ontology annotation, molecular function: mRNA binding. The record is from RefSeq and is a predicted model, not a curated record. Bases 212 to 1480 code for a protein of 422 amino acids.
CCAAACAUCAGUUUGACGAGCCACUGGAUGAGACGGAGCGAUCUUCAGAUUUGCUUUUACAUUUCUUAACCUUUAUUAAUCAAUUCAUUUCUUUAAUUCGUUCGUUUAACGAUACAUUUUCACCUGAAAUACUUACUGUCGCAUUGUUGUCUUGUAUUAACAUUUCCUGUAUUUAAUCUCAUUCUGUGAGUUGAUUCUUUUUACAGGUCAGAUGACGUCGUUCAUCGGAGGAAAUUGUGGAGCUGGUGUACCGAGGGAUCAGAUCGCCUCGCUGUUCGUGGGGGAUCUUCAUCCAGAAGUGUCCGAGUUCCUCCUCCAUCAGACGUUCAGCCCGUUCGGUCCGAUCCAGUCCGUGCGGGUCUGCAGAGACAGGGUGACUUGGCGCUCCCUGCGGUAUGGUUAUGUUAACUUUGUUAACGUCGCCGAUGCUGAGAGUGCCACGGACACCCUAAUGUGUCAGGAUCUUCUGGGCAGACCCAUGCGAAUCAUGUUCUCCCAGCGUGAUUCCACUCUGAGGACGACUGGGGUGGGGAACAUCUACAUCAAGGGUCUGGCCAGCAGCAUCGAUGGUGCCCGCCUUCAUGACACCUUCUCGCGUUUUGGGAAGAUCCUGUCGUGCAAGGUGGUCUGUGAUGCAAAUGGAUCCAAAGGUUAUGGAUUCGUCCACUUUGCCACCUUCGAAGCGGCAGAGGAGGCCAUCAAAGCGCUUGAUGGCAUGCUGUUGGACGACCAGCUAGUGUCCAUUUGCCACUUUAAAACCUUUGAGGAGCGUCAGGUUGAGCCAAAGGUUAUGGCUCAGGACAGCGGGAGGCACUACCCGGGGGUGAGUCUGUACGUGUCUAAUCUGCCCUAUAGCUUCAGUGAGCAGCAGCUGUCCAGAGCGUUCUCACCCUUCGGAAGCAUCAUCAGUGCCAAGCUGAUGAUGGAGGCAGGACGCAGCAGAGGGUUUGGAUUUGUCAGCUUCUCCACCCUCGAAGAUGCGACUACUGCUGCGUCGGUCAUGACCGGGCGCAUGGUUGCCGGCAGGGCGUUGCGGGUCACUCUGUCUCGUCACAAUGAGCAGAAGACCCAGGCUGAGAAGCAGGACAGCAGCAGUGAAUCACUUCCUGCUGGACAGUUUACGUCUGCUGUUCCUCGGGUUCAAAAACGCCUUGCCGUUAACCCUGCAAACCAGCGGGCGCUCCAGCCCAUCAGUCGUCAGGCAGCAGCGGGCGUCCUCGCUCAGAGUAAGAGUCUCCGCCCACUGAUGCCUGUCGUCCUGCUGGAUGCUGUUCAUACUCAGCCUCCGCGCCUGCUGGUCUCUCAGGUGCUUCUGGACUACUGGGCAAGUCAAGCAGAGUUGGAUGUGUGGCGUCCCAGCGACUGCUCGCCCUGCCUGCACCCAGCGAUGAUACUAAAGUUAUCACUCACUUAUCUCAGAUCCCUAAAAUUCUGCCUGAUGGUGCAACAGCUCCUGUCAAAACAGAAGCUCAACAGGUAG